This is a messenger RNA of Naegleria fowleri, 1305 nucleotides long. RefSeq lists its product as uncharacterized. NCBI's taxonomy places the organism in Eukaryota, Heterolobosea, Eutetramitea, Acrasida, Naegleriidae. The record is from RefSeq and is a predicted model, not a curated record. Gene Ontology annotation, molecular function: catalytic activity. The transcript has a single exon. Bases 1 to 1305 code for a protein of 434 amino acids.
AUGUCAAUUACUGAAACACACUUAAAAACAUAUGAAGAUCAAAAAGAAGCCUAUAACAAAGGGAAUGGAAGUAUCUUCUUUAAUUCACUAUUUGGAGCAAGAAAAGCUCAAAAGGGAACAGCUCUCUUCCAUAUUCUUAACAACAAAAGAAAACGAUUCAUAUCCAACGAAAAUCUAAUACAAGGAAAACUUCAAUGGACAAGGUUUUUCUCUAGAAACAAACCUAUUAACAUCAUUACGGUUUAUGCUUCAUCUGAUGGUGAAGAUGAUGAUGAAAUAAUCAACAUUAUUAUUCACCUUCUACUAAAAUGUGAAAAUGAAUUCAACAUUGUGCUAGGAGAUUUCAAUAUCAACACAAGGAAACCACAAAAUUCGAGAGAAAAAGAAUGGAAAGAACUUAUUGAGUGUUUCCAACUCAAAGAACUAAUCAUCCCAGAGAAUUACACAUACGUCAGAAAAGUCAUCAACUCAGUUCAAAAAUCACGACCUGAUCAUAUCUUCGUUUCUAACAACAUCAGAAUAAUCAGAGAAGUUAUUUUGCCACCAAUAUCCAAAAAUGAUCAUCUACAGUUCUAUAUUGACAUUGAGUUCGAAACAGACUAUUGUUGGAGAAACUUCAUCUCUAGGAAAGAUAUGAAUCAAAUCUCAACAACAUUGAACGAAUCACACUAUGAUUCAUUUGAUGCACUUCAGAAAGACAUAUCAGAAAUGGUUAACAAAUUUUCUUUCAAAGACGAUAAGACCAAUCUCAAAUACAUUAACACAAUCAAUAAGAAAGAAAUCAAAACCAAAGAAAUAGAACUCCUCCAUCUUGCAACACAAGGAAAAGGUCAAAAUAUCGAGGAAAUUGAAAAACUAAGAAAUAAUAUCAAAGUACUAUACAAGGAAACUGGAGCUGAUAUCAAAGCAAAACUAAGUGAAAAUUUCAACAAACAUGACAGCUCAAUGAUUUACCAGUUUGACAAACAUCUAAAAGAAAAAUCAAUAGAUUGGAAAAAUAUCCAAUUCUCUGAAGAAGAAAUUGUGCAUCAUUUUGAAACAAAAUUUACCUCAGUAUCCAAAUCAUCAGACUUUGAAAAUCCACCAUCAACCGUCAAGAAAGGACCGAAAAUACCACAAAUAAGCCUUAAAACAAUUAAAGAGGCGAUAUCGAGAAUGAAAUCCAACACACCCGGUCUAGACUCAAUAUCCUUCCAAAUUAUACGUAAUCUCAAAGACGAACAUCUACAACUUAUUGCUGACCAAUUUGAAAACUGCAUUCAACAAGGUAUUAAAUUACUCCCUAAAAGAGACAUUCAAAACUAA